This is a messenger RNA of Labrus bergylta (ballan wrasse), 8010 nucleotides long. RefSeq names its product solute carrier family 4 member 8 (gene slc4a8). Gene Ontology annotation, molecular function: solute:inorganic anion antiporter activity; monoatomic anion transmembrane transporter activity; sodium:bicarbonate symporter activity. Lineage: Eukaryota; Metazoa; Chordata; Actinopteri; Labriformes; Labridae. Gene Ontology annotation, cellular component: plasma membrane. The record is from RefSeq and is a predicted model, not a curated record. Gene Ontology annotation, biological process: monoatomic anion transport; transmembrane transport; regulation of intracellular pH.
UGGAAGCGCGGUCGGGAAAUCAUCACAACACAAGGGGGGGGUUAAUUAUCCAUUUUACCGUUCUCCUCAUUUGGUAGAGAAACUGACACGCAACUAAACAUGUCUGCAGAAACAGAAGUAGCUGCUGUUACCAACUCGUGACUGCUGGAACAACACGUCCUUAAACGCUGAGAGGCUGAUCAGCUCUAAGAAAGUCUCACCUUUACACCCCGGGAACGGUGAGCAGGUUAUCCCAGAGGCCACCAGCAUGCCUAUCAACGAUCCAGAAAGCAUACUGAGCUACCAGAGGCCAGAUGAGGAGGUGGUGGUGGACCAGGGAGGGACCAGCUCAGUACUGAACAUCCACUAUGAGAAAGAGGAACUAGAAGGCCACAGGACCCUGUUUGUGGGGGUCCGGAUGCCCCGGCAGAGCCACCGUCACUCCAAGGCCCACGGCUCGCGCCAUCGCAAGAGAGACAGACGCGCUGGAAGCAAUGCGACACAACAAAGCGAGGAAGCUGAAACAAAUGCCUCCAGUCAUGACACACCGUCCCAGCGGGUCCAGUUCAUUCUGGGCACAGAGGAAGACGCUGAACAUGUGGCCCACGAGCUUUUCACUGAGCUGGAUGAGAUCUGUGUGAAGGAUGGCAAGGAUGCUGAGUGGAAGGAAACAGCCAGGUGGCUGAAGUUUGAGGAGGACGUAGAGGAUGGCGGGGAGCGGUGGAGCAAGCCGUAUGUUGCUACUCUCUCCCUUCACAGCCUGUUUGAGCUCCGCAGCUGCCUCAUCAACGGCAGCGUGUUGCUCGAUAUGCACGCUGACAGCAUCGAAGAGAUCGCAGACAUGGUGCUGGACCACCAGGAGGCGUCCCAUGAGCUGGACGACAGUGUGAGGGUAAAGGUGCGCGAAGCUCUUCUGAAGAGACACCACCACCAAAACGAGAAGAAGAAGAACCUGAUGCCCAUUGUACGCUCCUUUGCAGAGGGAACACGCAAACAGUCCGAGACCCAUCUGACAGGGUCAGCCACAUCUCCCGUACCUCCUCCAGCCACAGAGUCAGCUAAAAAUGGAGGCGGACAGGACAGCAACCAGGUGGACCUCAGUAAGGUGGACAUGCACUUUAUGAAGAAGAUUCCAGAGGGGGCUGAGGCCUCUAAUGUCCUGGUGGGAGAACUGGACUUCCUGGAGAGGCCCAUUGUUGCGUUUGUGCGCCUCUCCCCCGCUGUGCUUCUCACAGGGCUCACUGAGGUCCCCAUACCUACCAGGUUCCUCUUCAUUCUCCUGGGCCCCGAUGGAAAGGCUCAGCAAUACCACGAGAUUGGACGCUCCAUGGCCACCAUCAUGACAGAUGAAAUCUUCCACGAUGUAGCGUACAAGGCAAAGGACAGAAGUGACCUACUUGCUGGGAUAGACGAGUUCCUGGAUCAGGUGACGGUCUUACCUCCGGGAGAGUGGGACCCCUCCAUCCGUAUCGAGCCCCCAAAGAGCGUCCCCUCUCAGGAGAAGAGGAAGAUGCCUGGAGUCCCUAAUGGCACAGCCUGCCAGGUGGAGGAAGAGCUACAUGCUGAGCACCACGGGCCAGAGCUGCAGAGAACUGGAAGGUUAUUUGGCGGUCUGAUCCUGGACAUAAAAAGGAAAGCUCCAUUCUAUCUGAGUGACUUUAAGGAUGGCAUGAGCCUACAGUGUGUGGCCUCCUUCCUCUUCCUUUACUGUGCCUGCAUGUCUCCUGUCAUCACGUUUGGAGGACUGCUGGGGGAGGCAACUGAGGGACGCAUUAGUGCCAUAGAGUCCUUACUGGGUGCUUCUAUGACUGGAGUGGCCUACUCUUUGUUUGCUGGGCAACCUCUCACCAUUCUCGGCAGCACAGGUCCUGUGCUUGUUUUUGAGAAAAUCCUCUUCAAGUUCUGCAAAGACUUCCAACUGUCCUAUCUCUCGCUGAGGACUUGCAUUGGCCUGUGGACGGCCCUGCUGUGUUUGCUGCUUGUAGCCACAGAUGCUAGCUCUUUGGUGUGCUACAUCACACGGUUCACAGAGGAAGCCUUUGCCGCCCUCAUCUGCCUAAUCUUUAUCUACGAAGCCUUGGAGAAGCUUAUUCAUCUUGGAGAAGUGUACCCCUUUAAUGCACACAGUGAUCUGGACAAACUCACUCUGGCUUACUGCCGAUGUACAGAGCCUGAUAAUCCCAGUAAUAAAACCUUAGAACUGUGGAGUCAAAGAAAUAUCACAGCCUUUACCGUACCCUGGGCCAACCUCACUGUGAAGGAGUGUGUGAGUCUGCAAGGCCAGUUCAUUGGGACAGCUUGUGGCCACCAUGGCCCCUACACCCCAGACGUUCUCUUCUGGUCCACCAUUUUGUUCUUCUCAACCUUCUUCAUGUCUGCCUUCCUUAAACAAUUUAAGACAAGUCGUUAUUUCCCCACCAAGGUGCGGUCCAUGAUCAGUGACUUUGCAGUGUUCCUCACCAUUGCUGUCAUGGUUCUGCUUGACUAUGCAAUUGGCGUUCCCUCCCAGAAGCUGAAGGUUCCCAGCAAAUUCCAGCCCACCAGAGAUGAUAGAGGUUGGCUUAUCAGUCCAAUUGGGCGCAACCCAUGGUGGACGGUCCUGGCUGCAGCUAUUCCUGCAGUUCUCUGCACCAUCCUCAUCUUCAUGGACCAACAGAUCACUGCUGUCAUCAUAAACCGCAAAGAGCACAAGCUACUGAAAGGUUGUGGGUACCAUCUCGACCUGCUGAUGGUGGGGGUGAUGCUGGCUGUGUGCUCCAUCAUGGGCCUGCCCUGGUUCGUAGCAGCCACCGUCCUAUCCAUCUCACACGUCAACAGCCUGAAGCUGGAAUCAGAAAGCUCGGCACCUGGAGAACAGCCACGCUUUCUGGGCAUCAGAGAGCAGAGAUUAACAGGCCUGGUCAUCUUCUUGCUCAUGGGCUGCUCUGUUUUCAUGACUGGAGCCCUGCAGUUCAUUCCUAUGCCAGUGUUGUAUGGUGUGUUCCUUUACAUGGGAGCCUCUUCAUUGAAAGGGAUCCAGUUUUUUGACCGUCUAAAGUUGUUCGGCAUGCCAGCCAAGCAUCAGCCAGACUUCAUCUACCUGCGUCAUGUCCCUUUGAGGAAAGUGCACCUGUUCACUGUCACCCAGCUCACCUGUCUGGUGCUGCUCUGGGUCAUCAAGACUUCCCCUGCUGCUAUCGUUUUCCCCAUGAUGGUGUUGGCUCUUGUUUUUAUCCGCAAGCUGUUGGACUUGUGCUUCUCUAAACGAGAGCUAAGUUACCUGGAUGAUUUGAUGCCUGAGUGGAAGAAAAAAAACCUCGAUGAUGCCUCCAAAAAGACAGAUGAGGAAUCACAGGUUAUGCUCAGUGCCAAGACGGAUGAUACAACUUCUGUUCAGAUUUCCAUGGAGAGCAGCAAGCCAGCUCAGACUCCAAAAGCACAUGACCCCAGGUGUGACCCCUCUGAUAUUAAUAUAUCUGAUGAAAUGUCUAAAACCACCGUGUGGAAAUCCCUAACCUCCAAUCAAAGGGACACUCGUCCUGUGGCUGCUAAGAAGGAUUGAAGGGAUGGAGUUCAUAGACGAAUAAAGGAUAUCCACAGCCUGGCAGGCUCAGCUGUGUCACAUGACUGCAGCUCUGGACCACGGGACACUGUGAUCUGGAGGCUUUGACUGUCAGCCACUUCAGUGCUUAAGAUAAAAGUCUUGAUGAUUUCUACCAGCUACACACAACACAUAAUACUGAUAACACAAAAGACGUACCUGCAUGCUCUUCUAUCUUUGUGAGGACUCACUUCCCAAAACCAAAACUCUUGACCGUAAUUCUGACCCUUUGAGCAGACACUAAUUGCACCAACCUUUUAAACCAACCACUAUAGCCAUGUAAAAAAGUGGAAAACCUUCAUCUUAACUGUCCUCAUCUUCUACGUUCAGAAAGCCUUUGGUGAUGAGUUCUGGCUUGUACACUGCCUUUGGCUUUCCAUCUAAGAUGUGAGGUUGAAUGAUACAAAGGGGGAAACUUUCCCCUGUGGCUGGUAAAAAAUGAAAUAGUAUUUGAAUGGCUCAGUUUGAGUUAAAUUGUGUAGAGCAAUGGGACAGGCUUUGGUAAUGUAAUCUAGUGACAGAUCCUGGAUUUUAUCCGCCUACAUUGGCAGUAAAUAAUGGAGGACACUGUGACAGCUGCUGGCAGCCACAGUGAUUCACUUAGAUAUGGGGACAUUUGUCGAUUCACAGCUGAAAGCCCUGCAUUUAUUUAAUAACCAUUAGGAGGUAACAUCUCAAUCUGCCAAACUCUGUCAUCGGUCUAUUCCCAAAGUGUCAACCAAAAAGUGUGGCUGGUUUGUUUUUAGCUCUCAGGGACACAGCUGCUGUUGGUCUAUAAAUACAGUCUUUACUGCCCAACAUCAAUGAAACAGUCCAUCGUAAAUUAUUUAGUAUUCCUUAAGUUAAUGCCAGAGCUUACCAUGGCUAUAGACUUGAUCAAGCACAGAUAAUAAGAUCAUACAUUCUAAAAAAACAGGCCAGGGAAAAAUUAUUCCAUCAUAAAGCUUACAAUGGCCACUGUUUUCUGAUCCUGAAGGAAGGUAUUGAUUUAACUUUCGGAGGAUGUAGCUUUUGGCACUGUUACAUUUUGGUGAACUGCACAAAUAGAUUCUUCUCUAAGUUUGUCCAACUGUUCAAAUGCACGAGGAGAGAUUUUUCCUUUACAUGAAACAGUAACUUUUCUUAACACAUCAAGAAGAUCUGGGGCCACAUAACAAUAAUUGUCUGUUACCUCCUAAUGAAUGUAAGCUUAAAAUCUACCCCCCAUUUAGCUCUGCCUUUGGUCUCUACCGAUACAUGGAGGAUGUUUCUGUCUUUAUUGUGGCUAGAUACUCCAUUAGCUUAACCGGCUAAUCGCUCCCUUUGCCUGCAGCUGUUCUGCACAGGCCUAAAUCAGGUGUAUUUCAGAAGCAGUAAAUCAGUAGGCAGCUAAAUAUAGAACUGACUUCAAAUCUAAAACAUUGUAACCCAAAGGUAAAACUCAGAAUAUGGUUAAUAAUACUAUUUCAGCUUUUCAACAAAAUUAACCUUUUUAGUAAGGUCUACUGUGAAUAAAACUGAUAAAUGUAUGAUCCAUUGACAGACUUGGGUCCUCAUCAGGAUAGGAGAGCAUAUGCAGAAUUAAAUAACUAUUUAAAACCUCAACACUCCACCUCUUCACCUUUGCAUCAGACACAACAUGAAGGUUUCCUGCCUACACUGUACACUGAUGGGAGUGGAAAUCCUCCUUUUAAAAAACAACACAGGUCCUUUUUAUUUAUCUGAAUAGUUUUUCUGUCAUUGAUCCUUAAAUCUACUAGUGUGUCUUUUUAUUUAACAUGUCAUGACUGUUUAUUUUUUCUAAUAGUGAUGAAAUGGUCAAUAAGUUAGUAGAUUGUAGAAGUACAUUGCAGGUUCAGUUAAACAUAGACUUCUCCUCUUGUGGGAGCAUCAAACUUGGUGUCAGUUUUGCGUGGUGAUGUAAAAUGAAAAUGUGAGAAGACCCACAGCAGUGGCACAAAAAAUUUAAAAUGCAAUCUUUUCCAUUAUUGGAUGUUUGUGCUAAUGAUUGUGUAGAAGGGAGAUUGUUCCACAGAGCCCUUGUCAAUUGAUAGUGUCUUAUUUCUUUACCUCAGACAAGUUCAUGAACGCUCUUGUAAGGCACUUUGGAAGAUGUUAGGUCAGGGGAGAGCAGAGCAGAAAAGCGCUGUGAGUGUGUGUGUUACAUUGCGGGUGAGAUGGGCAUUUGUGUGUCCAUUUGACGAUUAGGAAAAUAAUGGCUAUUAGUUUAUGGGGGGGCUUACUUUCAGCAAUAAUUUAACCAAAAAGCAAAUCCUUUUUAACGUACAGCUUCUUUUUAUUUAUCAGGAUAACUUUGUACCAGUACAAUCUUUUUGUUGAUCCCUAAGUGAAAGCAUAAAAAACACUGUUUGUGCCAAUAAGGACAUUUUAUUAUUAAUAAUAAUAAUAAUAAUAAUAAUAAUAAUAAUAACAACACACAUCUAGCAAAAAAAGACAUAGCCACACAUUAAUUUAGUUGAUUCGGGGGACAUGUCAGUUAGGAUAAACAAGAUUGUACUGUAAUGUUCUUAAGUUCAUUUUCUAUUGUAAGACUUGCAUGUGGCAGUUGUCAUAAAUUAACCUAAAUUGGAUGAUCCUUUUUAUGUCUCAGACAUGAGGGUCACCUUAAGGUUUGGGGAGCCAAAGGAAUGAGACAUGAUGGUGUGCAAGAUUUUUCCUCACUAAUAUUUUAUUUGUAGUUGCACUUUCUGUAGAUAAAGAGUUUGUGAAAUAUUUUAUUUUCAUGAGAUCUAUUACGAAAUUAAUAAUUUAAAAAUGUAUUAUUUAUUAAUUAUUUAUGAAAAUAUUUUUAGAUAAAAUAAAAUAAAAAAGUUCUCUUUGCUUUCUGUAAAUAGUCUACUGUACAAAACGAGAUAAGUUAUGUUGGAAUUAAAAAAUGCACAUGAGAAAUAAAAGGAUGAAUUUAUGGAAAACAACUCCUUCAGAGGUUAUUAGAAAGAGAGCGAUGACCUCCGGAAGGAGACCAUGUUUCAUAAACCAUCAUUGUUACAUCCUUUGUCCUUGAUGGAAGAGCCUUGAAUCUACUCAUAAAUCUAUGUUUUAAUAUAUACACUUUAUUAAUCCUCAAGGGAAAUGUAAAGACUCUAACAUACACACAACUGACCAUAUUCACAUAGCAGCCAUUGCUCUCUGAUGUCAUACUCAUGUGGGGAAGUGCUGAAGCUGUAAUAAUGCUAUUCUGCUUUGUUCCAAGGUUUGAUUUCAUCUGAAUUUAGGGUUUCUGUCAAAUGAACAUCUCACCUCAUCUCAAUUGUUCAGUAACUGCAAAGACAGUGAACAGAGAUAAUCUGGAGGGCCAUCUUGAAGAUGUAUGUUCACUCUCAGGCUAAUCUAAAUUGAUAAAUGAAUCCAUAUAACAUGAUCUAUGUAAAGAAUGCUGAAGUUGUGUUAAAUAUCUUGAUUAAAAAACCUUUUUUGGGGUCCAGUUAAAUUUGAAUUCAAAACUUGAUUUAUAAAUACUUUCAAGGCUACGUCCUCAACAGUCCCUGUCAUCUGUUAAAUGACUUUUAAGCAAAGUGUACAAGUACAGUGAUGUACCACUCGAACAUCUCAUACAGUAAUAUCUUCUUAGAAACGCGUACAAACGUUUUGUACACUGUAUUUGCUGUCAUGUACUACUGAUUCGAUGGUCAGACUUUUGAAUGUGAAUAGUCUUUUUGUGUCUGAAGACCUGAAACUUUGAAUUACUGGCAUGACUAAAUAUUAUUCAUUGUGUAAAUAUGUAUUCAAAAUCUCUUGAUUGAGUGCAAAAAUGCUGUAUAAAGAAAAACUACUCAAAAUGCUUUUAACCAUCCAGAGCUCUAUGACUGUAGAAGAUAAAUAUUUAGUAACUGAGUUCUAUAUAUGACCAUCAUGUGUCUUAAACUUGAUUUGAACUCAUUCAUGUAAAUGUGAAUUUAUGGUAAGCAUACAGUAAAUUGUAGGUGACUACAUAUACAUGUGGCCAAGAAGAGUCACACAUUUUAAUGGAUGUGAGUAUAAAUAAUCGUGCUAUAUGUAUGUGCCUGUCAUAGAAUACAUACCUUCUUCCUGUAGUGCUGGUCAUUUUUCAUGUUAGACCACAUCACAUGUGCCCAAAUAACAGUCGUUGUUAAGCCAAUAAUGAGUAACAGGCUGUUAGAAUCUGUUCUUCAUUUCUAUGUGCGUAAAAGUGAAAACCAUACAAAUUGUUUCCUUCAAAUUAAUUUGAGGAAAAAAGCUUGUGUCUGUUUCAAAGACAAUACAACAAAAGAGGAGGCGGAUGAAAGACUGCGAUGUCAGAAAGCAGAAGACUUUCAGGGAAAAGAGCACCCAUACUACAGUACCCUCAAUCUUCAAGUCUUGGAGCCAUAGAAAAAGUGAUGCCUUGUUUCUUUCACCAUGAAUGAUACAUUUUAAGUAAAUCUACAUGUUUUAUAUAUGUCAUUUAAUUUUUGAUUAUGGAAAAAUAAAAACAUGCAGCUGAAAUUACA